This is a messenger RNA of Durotheca rogersii, 1657 nucleotides long. RefSeq lists its product as uncharacterized. The record is from RefSeq and is a predicted model, not a curated record. NCBI's taxonomy places the organism in Eukaryota, Fungi, Ascomycota, Sordariomycetes, Xylariales, Xylariaceae. The coding region runs from base 387 to 1031 and encodes 214 amino acids. The transcript has 5 exons.
AUUUAAUAUAGUUAGUGAAUCGGCAUCCACGGUAGACCCGUCUUACGCUUGUUUUCUGGGUUAGCAUUGCUUUCUUUCACUCGCGGCGUAGUUCGAGACCCCGAGUCCUCGGGUUUGCUUGUGGUGCUCAUCAUGCCACUCCUUGAGGGCGAGAGCGCAUUUGUCAGGAUGUAUAUAGCCUCCUGCGAUCGUCUUCUGCCUUUUGUAAGCCUGGUACGAGACGAGAAUUCGACUCCUUGCGCUGCCUAUAUAGGCUAGGCCGAGUCAUGGUGAUACUGGAGGAUUCGGUAUGCCAAAGCACAUCUUAUACUUCCCAUGCCCUGUCGUCAGAAUCCUAUGUACUUUUUAUCCGUGUCUUGUACCCUUGAUCUGGUGCUAGAAUCCUCAUGGCGUGGGGUUGGCAGCUCUGGCUCUCACCGCGCCCCUCACGACGCACACCUACCCCCUGCGAGCCCCGCGUGCUCUCCCCAAAUGACGCCGCCCUGUAUGAGUUUCUUUACGAGGAUGAUCGCCGCUUCGUGGUAAAGGAAACGCACUACGCAGAAAAUCAGGCUGUUCAGGAUGGGCUUUCAGGUCCGCCCCUACACAUUCACCUACGACAGACCGAGUACUUCGAGGUUCUGCAGGGAGCGCUGGCCGUGGUGAGAGAUGGCAAAACCCAUGUUCUCACCCAGGAUGAUGGGACCGUGGCGAUAGCUCCCAGCACGCGGCAUCGUUUUUGGGCGCACCCUGGGAAGGAAGAUCUUAUCUUCAAGGUUUAUGCCCAACCCGAAGAAGUCGACCGAGGAUUCGAUGAGAACUACCUCCGGAACGCUCUAGGUUACCUCCGAGAUUGUCAAAUGUCGAGUAUUGAGCCUUCUAUCUUCCAGAUGGCAUUAUUUGGCUGCCUUAGCGACACUAUCUUCGUUCUUCCCCCUUUCUGGAUGCCGAUUUGGUCUCUUAAGCUGACCCAGUACGUGUGCGCUUAUUGGAUAGGCCGGUUCCUUCUAGGGUAUCGUGAAACGUACCCUGAGUAUAGCAUCAAGAAGUAGCAGAAGGGUAUCGACUAUCUCGUAACCAGGGGGGCGGGGGGCAUCUACAAUCUACAGGUACUCUACUAAGAGCUGCUAUUCCGGCCCUUGCAUAGAACCACGCUGGAUGGGUCGAGAAGCUGUUCAUUUGGAGGGGGGGCGCGGGGGCGUCAACGUUGUGCGUCGGGUAGGACACCGAGAAAGCUCCUCUUAGUUUCUGUAUAUCCCUCAAGGACAACCCGCAGCGUCAUGAUUUGAGCUUAUAACCAAUAGUGAAGGGGGGUGCUAGUCAGCUUAACUUGAGAUCCGAUCAUCCUCGUGGUUUUAUUUACCGAUACCCCUGUAGUGAUCGGAUCAAUGCGAGUCUCCCUCCCCGAGUAAGGCUGAGGUGGCUGAUUUCAAAGUAGUACCUGCCUAUGAAGCCUAUCUAAUCCUGUUCCUCGACCGCACACCUAGACGGACUAGAAUAUACGCGUCUGCACUUCCAUGUCGGAAAUACUUUUUAUCUCUUGGUUAUUAUUAAACGUUAUUACGCACUAACUACUAUUUCAAACUACAUAGGAGGACAUAGGAUAGAAAAGACAUGUUAAUACUGAGCGGUUACGAGGGGCAAGAAACCGAACAAAUGAAAAGAGCUUCUGUCAAAU